GAGUCCACACAGGCACAACAAACCCCGGAAAAGGGAAGCGGAAGACGGAGCCAAACGUUAAACAAAAAGUGAAGUUAGUAAAGUACAGCGAACCUGAAAUAAACGUAUCGGUAACUAGACGUGUGCGUACGAAGAAAACAGUUUAGAAAUGUGACAUUUACGAAUCAUUAAUCGCGUCGAAAAGCGUCAGUUGAGCUGAAGCGCGUAGCUAAUAGUUAGCUUCGUUAGACAACAAGACGCCGCAGCGCUCCUGAAACUGAUGACAAGAAAGUAUUUACCGACCAGUUUGUGAUGGUUAUUAAAGGUAGCUUCCAGUUUGUGGCCAGUAAACCCGUACUGUUUCAUUUCAGUGAACAAAUCUGGAUUUCUGCCCAGCGCUCUCUGUUUCCUGCGCUCUUUGUGAAAUGACCUGACUGCGACUUCACUGGUUCCAGCAUCAGAUGACAAUGGCCAGAAUAGCCUGGUAUCAAGAGAAGAUCGGGGCCUACGAUCAACAAGUCUGGGAGAAAUCUCUGGAGCAAGCGGAUCUAAAUGGUUUGGACAGCAAACCAAGGAAGACGUGUCAAAUCAAGCCAGACCUCAUCGAUGUCGACUUAGUAAGAGGAUCAACAUUCAGCAAAGCCAAACCAGAGAGUCCCUGGACCGCUCUGACUCGGAAGGGUCUGGUCAGAGUGCUGCUGUUCCCGUUCUUCUUCCAGUGGUGGAUCCAGGUGACCUCCAAGUCCAUCUCCUCAUGCAUCCUUGUGCUGUACUUCAUGCAAGUGGCAGCAGUGGUGCUGUACUUGGAGGUCCCUGGGGCGAGUGCCAGCGAGGUGUUUGGGCCCAUGUGUCUGAUGCUGCUGCUGGGUACCGUGCACUGCCAGAUUGUGUCGACCGAGUCCAGCCGGUGGCCCUCGGGCAGUCCAGCUGCCAGCUGCACCACCAGCCCUGCUCGCAGACGGAGGCCGAGGAAGGGCAGAGGGCUGAAAAAAUCAGAAGAAAAGAAUGACAGCGGGGACACAGAGCAGCAGGGGCCCUGGCAGUUUGAAGAAAGCCAGCGAUUAUACAGGACUGAAGAGAGGAGGACCAAAAGAAAGUCAGGAUUUGGGGCAUCCGACGAGCUCUCCAGUGAGGAAGAAGAGGGCAUACAACCAGUGGAAGUCACCCUUCCAGUACCUCUUCAAGAGAGACACCCUUCUCCAACCUGGCCGACAUCUGCACCGGUGCCCUCUGUUAGGAAGAGAAACCUAAAGUCUAACCCCAAACCCACAGUAAGACCUCAGGAAGUGAGCGGGGCCUCCAUCAAAGUGAAACCUCGAGAGGUGGAGCGCCUCAGGCCGAGCGUAGGCUCUCGUCCGGCCUCCGACACUGAUGACACGCUGUGGGAGGAGCUUCUCCAAGGGCCGGACACCGGCUCCACGGGGAGCAGCGACAGUGAGGCGAACGGGAGGUACAACGCUGGCAUGACGCUCCCACAAACCACCACUCUGAGCAGUGACGAUGAGAGCCUUCAGCAGGGAAUCACCGGAAACCAGCUGUCGUGGCUGCAGGCGUGUCACCCAUCCAAGGACCGUGUCAGUGCCAUAAUAUGGGAGCAGGGCGAGUGUAAGAAAAUAGACAUGUCAGUAUUGGAGAUCAGUGGGAUCAUCCUCACACGGGUGAAGAUGGUGGAGCAGGGUAUGGGUUACCUUGUGCUUGGCGGGCUGAUGACUGCCACCCUGGCACUGCUUCCCUUCGCCUUCCGCUUGGCUCAGCGUCUGGACAUGUCGAGCCUUGGCUCCCUGUCCCUGAAAGAGCUGGGAGAAAUGGCCAUCGGGCAGCAUGAUGCCCAGGCCUACGCCUUUUUCUUUAUCACGGCGGUGCAGAGAGUCUGCCUCACAGGGCUGUUCUUCUUCAUGAUGUGUGUGGCAGAGAGAACGUACAAACAGAGACUUUUAUUCGCCAAGUUCUUCAGCCACCUCACUUCAGCCCGCAAGGCCAAGAAAUCAGAGAUCCCUCAUUUCAGGCUGAAGAAAGUCCAGAACAUAAAGAUGUGGUUGUCACUCCGCUCUUUUCUCAGGAGACGAGGGCCGCAGCGCUCCGUUGACGUCAUUGUCUCCACUAUCUUCCUUUUGGCGCUCUCCAUUUCAUUCAUCAUCUGUGCCCAGCUUCUGCACAACCACCAGACAUUCCUAGAGUCUCUGACAAACUGGGAGCUGAUGGUGUGGGCCUCCUCCCUCGUCCUCUUUCUGUUACGGCUGGCCACGCUGGGCUCAGAGACCAACUGCAAAUACAGCAACUCCUCAGUGCUGCUCACUGAGCAGAUCAAUUUGUAUCUUAAGAUGGAGAAAAAGCCCAACAAGAAAGAGGAACUCAAUAUAGUGAACAAUGUUUUGAAACUAGCAACAAAACUGAUGAAGUCUAGAUUGUUUUGGUAUGAGUUGCUGAGUGUUGGAGAUAUUGGCUGCAGAGACGUCCACUAGAACUACACCCGCCAAACGUAUCACCACACAGAAGGAAGCGUGCAUCUACUCAUGGACAACAGGCUCCUGCUCGAGAGAGUUAAGGCCUUUGCACACUGAGUCCGUGCUUUCUCGUCUGAAAUUGUCACAUGUCUAAUAAUAAAUACGACUUCACAUUGUGUCAAUUAUGUUUGCACACUAAGUCGGAAAUUUUCAUCCAUCAUUAAAAUUUUCAGAACAGGUUCAAUCUUCUGCGUUUUUCACAUCCAUCAGAGCCUUUAGAGACGGACCAAGAAUCAGUGAAGAAAAUGUGGUUUUGGACACGACAACAAGACAGAAGAACGGUGCACACAGAAUAAUUUCAUAACUCUGAUAGCUCACUUUCAACGGGUCAGAUAGUAAUAUUCAGGUGGAUGAUGACGAAGAGGAGGAGGAAGUGGACCGCACACAGAAUGUGGAGGACAGCUCUGCCCCUUCACACAGCUGCAGUGCCAAAUGAAAGACAGGGAGGGAGUGAUGAAAGGUUUCUGUGCUUAAAGAUUUUUUCAGAUGACGGGUUAAAAAUUUGAAAGAAACAGACUCAGAAUUCAAAGGUCUUUAGAUGUAAACAUCCUCCUUGGCUGAGCUGUAACAUUAGCUAGCUCAGUGGUGCUAUGUGAGCUAGCAGUAUAUGCACGCUUGGUUCUGCUCCGUGAUACGGUUGGUGGGUGUAGCUCAGUAGAAAGAAAAUAGUUCCUACGUGAAACUGCUAGAGAGAAGGCUGACAUCUCUACGGCUGAUAUCUCCAACACUCUGCAACUCACACCAAAACAAUCUAGAGUGAUGUUUUUUUUUUCUUAAAUGAUUCUAAUAUUUAACAACCUAAUCACCUUCUGUACUUAAGUUACAACUGAUAUUUCAAAUAACAUCCAUAAUAACUUCUGACUUUGACCCAUAUUGUCAAGUCAAAAUG
This is a messenger RNA of Epinephelus moara (kelp grouper), 3372 nucleotides long. It is a transcript of the gene phtf1, whose product is annotated as putative homeodomain transcription factor 1. The transcript is spliced from 16 exons. The record is from RefSeq and is a predicted model, not a curated record. The coding region runs from base 441 to 2441 and encodes 666 amino acids. NCBI's taxonomy places the organism in Eukaryota, Metazoa, Chordata, Actinopteri, Perciformes, Serranidae. Gene Ontology annotation, cellular component: endoplasmic reticulum.